AUAUAAUGAGCUCUGCAGCUCCUCAGCAGACAUUCAGCUGAGAGAUUUCACUACUGAAGCAGCAUCACUGUGAACAAUGAGGACCGUUUUUCUUCUCUGUGCCGCCUUCGCUCUGAGCCUUGCAGCAGAGCCAGUAAAGGAGGAGCCAGCUGCUCCAGAAACACACCAAGAUGGGUCAGUCAAGAUGUUAGACAGGACAGAGGAGCAGGAGGAGGAGGUGAUAGAAAAGAUUCAGGGUGAUGCCAAACGGAACAGCUGCCCGUCUGGCUGGUCCAAAUAUGGAUCCAGAUGUUUCAUCUACAUCCACAGAGAGGUGCCCUGGGUAGAUGCAGAGAAAUUCUGUGUGCGUAACAGAGCCAAUCUCGCCUCUGUGCAUAACCCAGGAGAGUAUGAAUUCAUCCAGGAGGUUGUGAGGGGGAGCACAGGGCGCUUUCCUCAAGCCUGGAUCGGCGGGAAUGAUGCCAUAAAGGAUUUUGUUUGGCUCUGGAGCGAUGGGUCAGGGUUUUAUUACCAGGAUUGGAGCAUGGCUGAGCCUGACAAUCAUGAAAACAGCGAGAAAUGUGUUGUGAUGAACCGACCAGAUGACCUCCUGUGGGGGGAUGUGAACUGUGAGCUGAGGCGUUCCUUCGUCUGUGGAACAAGACCAGUUUAAGUAGUCAGAAUGUAGAAAUUCUUAUUGCAGCUGCUGAUGGAAAAUCAUAGAGUGAUUUCCUGUAGUUUAGUUGGAGGGGCACAAGAUACUGGAUCACACAACAAUGUCAAAAACAUACAAAAAAAUUCUAUACUCAGUCAUCAACUACUAUAAUCUAACAUCCGUUUCAUAACAGCAGUCAUGUUCAGUGUGUUGUUUGUCUAAAUGCUGUGGAAAACUGUAAAAAAAAAAAUGUUUUAAAUAAAUAAAUUAAAAAAGU
Epinephelus moara (kelp grouper) is the source of this 911-nucleotide messenger RNA. Its product is annotated as ladderlectin-like. Lineage: Eukaryota; Metazoa; Chordata; Actinopteri; Perciformes; Serranidae. The transcript is spliced from 7 exons. Gene Ontology annotation, molecular function: signaling receptor activity. The record is from RefSeq and is a predicted model, not a curated record. The coding region runs from base 77 to 652 and encodes 191 amino acids.